GACUCCGCGCUAACAUUGGCGUGUAGUAGAUGACACCGAUAUGUGUCCAGUAUCUCGUUUGGGCAUCGUAACGAGGCCUUGCAGGCACCUGCAAGCCGCUGAAUUCAUAUCACCGGACUGGUGGAGGCGGCCAAUUCUGUCAGGAACCAAUGACGCGAUCAGUUGUUGCCAGUCCUCAUAUCGGCACGCCCGCGGAGUUCCAUAGUUGCAAGAGGUACCCGAGAUGAAACAGGAUAGAACCCUAUCUGUGAACGAGUCAUUGCAGUCCUGCUUACUAUGCCCGACGCGGCCAGCGUAUAAAGGUCUAAUGUUUAACAUCUACUCCUCGUCAGAAUUGCCAGUUGUGCGACCACUACCUGCGAAGCGGUGCACCAGCUUUCCACGUUAGGAUGACCAGGAACUCCCUGCCAACAGAGAUCGAUGCACCGCCCUUCUACCAUACCACCUCAUCCUCCUGCGAGAAUAAUCUUCCUUUGUAUACGGAGUGCCCUGGACACUCCGAGCUGCGCGUCCUGCAUUCUGGUCCAGCAACUGCCGGGGAUGCUCCGGCCGCAGCUCGCACGCGCCAGUGUAUCUACCAGACCGACUACCUAAAGAUUGACGUCGGCGAAUUUCCACACGCCGUUAUGCGUCCUUCGUAUGGCUUCAACGGCGUCGUAGAAGGUGUCAUCACCUUUCGAAAGAAAUGCACUUUCGUCACACACAUUACUGUUGAAUUGGAAGGCAGCAUCUCGACUUCUUCAAUGGACCAUGCAAAACUUCCAGGAUUUUCCAAACUUCCUUUGUUCAAUCGGUCAACCACACUCUUCUCCGUCUCAAACCCUCAGGACACCCGCUGCAUCGCAGCAGAUACCCUCUACCGGUUCUCUAUCCCAUUCCCCACUUACAUCGAUGGUCAAAGCGCACAGUUACCUCCGUCGCAUAUAGCUAUCCACCCUGGCGUCUCCUCUGACGUCAGCUAUUCCCUUCAUAUUAACGUCGUGCGCAAAGGGCUCUUUCGACGCAACGAGGCCUGUCCGAUCCCAGUAUACUAUCUACCCAAGACGCGGCCUUCCAUGGCAACACUUCUUGAGCUCCCGCCACUGUCUCUGGACGCGGUAUCUAACCGUGUCAAAGCUAUUUCACUCAUGCCUACGUGGCCGAGUACUUGCCAAGCGCGCUCGCUGACUUCUCAGGGUACGGAGCUGCCGAGUGUACAGGCAUUCUUGCCGCUCCCGCGAUGCUACCCGUCCGGUGAACCGAUCCCGAUGGCGCUGAAGAUCAGCUGCCUGUCGUCGCCCGCGCUGACGAGGCUCUACUUCCCAAAUAUCGAGGUGCAGCUCGUCAAGAGGCGCAAGAUCUAUGUCGGUCUCCAGCGGCAGUACAGUCUGCGCGAGAACGUCCUGAACACGGCGGUCAUUGACCACAAAACGUGCCUGGAGAUAGGAGGAUGCUGCGUUAUCAUGAGGCUGGAGGCCGGGGCGAUGGGUAGAGAGUGCUCAUGGUCCGUCGAUGGUGUCAUCGAUAUUCAGUACGUCAUUCGCAUCUCUGUGCGUCCCCCGAAGGGCACCCCUCACCUGCCGAUUUUCCGCCACGACGAGAUGGUGCAGCUGACGACAGAUCCCUACGAGUCGCUUGAAACGGAGAUGCUGACCGGCAACAUAUCCGCUCCCGCAUUUGGUCUUACCACACUUCGUCCUGGUCCCGAUAGUAUUUAUCAGACUAGGGCUUAGAUAUGUUUAGCGAGUCCGAGGUUCGCAUAGGGCUGCGUCAUGUGGUGGUAUGUGAACGUGCUUGAUUUAGAACUGAUGAGCUUGGAAAGAGGGGUAAGAUGGAGAAUAGAAGGUCAAUAGACGGUCCUAGUCAUUUCAGACGAAUAUUAUUUAUGGACUGAACC
Messenger RNA from Phanerochaete carnosa HHB-10118-sp, 1876 nucleotides. RefSeq lists its product as uncharacterized. The record is from RefSeq and is a predicted model, not a curated record. The transcript has 5 exons. The coding region runs from base 390 to 1712 and encodes 440 amino acids. NCBI's taxonomy places the organism in Eukaryota, Fungi, Basidiomycota, Agaricomycetes, Polyporales, Phanerochaetaceae.